Messenger RNA from Pyrgilauda ruficollis (rufous-necked snowfinch), 3099 nucleotides. RefSeq names its product staphylococcal nuclease and tudor domain containing 1 (gene SND1). The transcript has 21 exons. Gene Ontology annotation, cellular component: nucleus; cytosol. Lineage: Eukaryota; Metazoa; Chordata; Aves; Passeriformes; Passeridae. The coding region runs from base 1 to 3099 and encodes 1032 amino acids. Gene Ontology annotation, biological process: mRNA catabolic process. The record is from RefSeq and is a predicted model, not a curated record. Gene Ontology annotation, molecular function: nuclease activity; RNA binding.
AUGGCCUCCGCGGCCAACCCCGGCCAGGGCGGCUCCGCGCCGCCGCCCGUCGUCCAGCGCGGCAUCGUCAAGAUGCCCGGCAUUGCCCCGCAGCCCGGCUCCCCGCGCCGCCCCGGGGCGCUGCCGCAGGAGGAGCUUUGGUGCCGGUGCUCCCGCUCCCUGCCGGCCCCGGAGCCUCGCGGUGCGCCGGCAGCGGGGCCGUCCCGCGGGUGCCGCACGUGCUCCGCUCGCUGCCCGUGCCGGGGCAUCCCCGGGGCGGGAUGCCCCAGCCCCGCUCGGGUCCCCGCGGGACAGCGCGGGGAUGGCGUCCCCCCGUCCCUCCGGGGUCCCCGGGAAGGGUCCCCGUCCCCGCGGCAGGGCCCCACGUGUGCCGGCAGCGGGGCCCGGGAGAGCGAAGCGCGUCAUGUUCCCACCUCCGGCCGCGCUCCCGCCCACCCGCCGGUGCUGCAGCGGGAGCGCGCCCGGGAGCGCGCCCCGAGCCGUGCCAGAGCCCAUCCCGCUCCCUUCCUGCCCCGGAGCCGCCGGGAAGGAGCCCUCGGGGCACCCCCGGGAGCCGGGGCCGCUCCAGCCCCGCGCUCGCCGCGGUUUCGGGGGGCUGCAGCCCGCCCGGGACCCCUCUGGGGGUGUUCUCCCCACGAGGGAGGAGCGGGUUCCCGGGGGAGGAGGGGGCUGCUCCCCCGCCCUGCCCGGGACCCCCGGCUCAGGGCGCCUCUCUCCCCGCAGCCCUGGGGCUUCCCGGCGCGGGAGUUCCUGCGCAAGAAGCUGAUCGGGAAGGAGGUGUGCUUCACCGUGGAGUACAAGACCCCGCAGGGCCGCGAGUACGGCAUGGUCUACCUGGGCAAAGACACCAGUGGUGAGAACAUUGCCGAGUCCCUGGUGGCUGAAGGACUGGCUUCCCGGCGGGAGGGCAUCCGAGCCAACAACCCCGAGCAGAGCCGGCUGGCCGAGCUGGAGGAGCAGGCCCGCAGCGCCAAGAAGGGCAUGUGGAGCGAGGGCUCGGGCGCGCACACCGUGCGCGACCUCAAGUACACCCUGGAGAACCCCCGGCACUUCGUGGACUCCCUGCACCAGAAACCCGUCAACGCCCGGGCCCUCUCCUGCUCCCCACAGAACGGGAACAUCACGGAGCUGCUGCUGAAGGAGGGCUUUGCCCGCUGUGUGGAUUGGUCCAUCGCCGUCUACACCCGUGGCGCCGACAAACUGCGCGCGGCCGAGAGGUUUGCCAAGGAGCGCAAGCUGAGGAUCUGGAGGGAUUACGUGGCCCCCACGGCAAACCUGGAUCAGAAGGACAAACAGUUUGUGGCCAAGGUGAUGCAGGUGCUCAACGCCGACGCCAUCGUGGUGAAGCUCAACUCGGGGGACCACAAAACCAUUCACCUGUCCAGCAUCCGGCCACCGCGGCUCGAGGGGGACAGCGCCCAGGACAAGAACAGGAAGCUGAGGCCCCUCUAUGACAUUCCCUACAUGUUCGAGGCCCGGGAAUUCCUGCGCAAGAAGCUCAUCGGGAAGAAGGUGAACGUUUCCGUGGAUUACAUCCGCCCUGCCAGCAGCGCCACCGACACGGUGCCGGCCUUCUCGGAGCGCACCUGCGCCACCGUCUCCAUCGGCGGCAUCAACAUCGCGGAGGCGCUGGUCAGCAAGGGCCUGGCCACGGUGCUGCGCUACCGGCAGGACGACGACCAGCGCUCGGCGCACUACGACGAGCUGCUGGCGGCCGAGGCCCGGGCCAUCAAGAACGGGAAGGGGCUGCACAGCAAGAAGGAGGUGCCGAUCCACAGGGUGGCCGACAUCUCCGGGGACACGCAGAAGGCGAAGCAGUUCCUGCCGUUCCUGCAGCGCGCCGGCCGCUCCGAGGCCGUGGUGGAAUACGUGUUCAGCGGCUCCCGCCUGAAGCUCUUCCUGCCCAAGGAAACCUGCCUGAUCACCUUCCUGCUCGCAGGUAUCGAGUGCCCGCGGGGAGCCCGGAACGUGCCGGGGCUGGCGCAGGAGGGGGAGCCCUUCAGCGAGGAGGCCACGCUCUUCACCAAGGAGCUCGUGAUGCAGAGGGAGGUUGAGGUGGAGGUGGAGAGCAUGGACAAGGCCGGGAAUUUCAUCGGGUGGCUGCACAUCGAGGGCGUGAACCUGUCGGUGGCGCUGGUGGAGCAGGCGCUGUCCCGCGUGCACUUCACGGCCGAGCGCAGCCCCUACUGCAAGGCCCUGCUGGCCGCCCAGGACGCGGCCAAGCAGAGGAAGGAGAAGGUGUGGUCGCACUACGAGGAGACGCCGGUGGAGGAGGUGGUGCCGGUGCUGGAGGAGAAGGAGCGCACGGCCAACUACAAACCCGUGUUCGUCACCGAGAUCACCGACGACCUCCACUUCUACGUGCAGGACGUGGAGACAGGAGCCCAGCUGGAGAAGCUGAUGGAGAACAUGCGCGCCGAGGUGGGCGCCCACCCGCCCGUGGAGGGCUCCUUCGUCCCGCGCCGCGGCGACUUCUGCAUCGCCAAGUUUGUCGACGGGGAAUGGUACCGUGCCCGGGUGGAGAAGGUGGAGUCAGGUGGCAAAGUGCACAUUUUCUACAUUGACUACGGCAACAAGGAGACGCUGCCCCCGAGCCGCCUGGCCCCGCUUCCGCCGGCGUUCUCUCCGCGGGUGCUGCCGCCCCAGGCCACCGAGUACACCUUUGCCUUCAUCCAGGUGCCGCAGGACGAGGAGGCGCGCGCGGACGCCGUGGACAGCGUGGUGAGGGACAUCCAGAACACGCAGUGCCUGCUCAACGUGGAGCACCUGGGCCCCGGCUGCCCCCACGUCACCCUGCAGUUCGCCGACUCCAAGAGCGACGUGGGGCUGGGGCUGGUCAAGGAGGGGCUGGUGAUGGUGGAGCCCCGCAAGGAGAGGCAGUUCCAGAAAGUGGUGGGUGCUGGGGGGCACAGCCCCCCAAAUCCUGGCCUGUAUUUAAAGCUGCAGAGGCCCAAUAAACCGGACCCCCAGGCCGCCCCCAGAGAUCUGGAAAGGUCUGUGCCACUCACGGCCACUGUCACCGCCACCGUCCCCUUGCGGUCGCCCACGGCUGCUGGCACCGCUCAAGGGCCCUCUGCGUCCCCCCCCGGCCCCCUCUGA